Molecule: messenger RNA, 3170 nt
Organism: Pseudovirgaria hyperparasitica
Lineage: Eukaryota; Fungi; Ascomycota; Dothideomycetes; Acrospermales; Acrospermaceae
Exons: 2
Coding region: 77-3043 (988 amino acids)
Source: RefSeq, a predicted model, not a curated record
CAACCACCGCAAAAUUCUACGGCGCAGUAGAGCUGUUACAACUUUACCGGUCCCUAGACUGGCCAGUACUACCAUUAUGUCUGCUGAGAAAGAGUUUGACAAUCCUUUCGCGAUUGCUACUCUGACACAACCCAUUGGCGGUUCACAUUGUGGCCGAAUCCUUUCAUCGGUAGCAUAUGGGCUCAGCGGCUCCAGGAAACGCAAGCGAGCAGAAAUUGUCGUAAGCUCUGAUGGAGAAGGUAUUCAUAUCUACAAUGUUCAAACAUCGCGUGUAGUCGCAUCAUAUGCGGUUCCUCCGCAAGCCUCUUUCAACACAACACCCUGCUGUGUCUAUCGUCGACCUUCCAAAGGUCUUCCUGCCCGUCGAUGUACAUACUCCUCCACUGUGCAGGCUUUGAACGGAGCAGGGAGUCCACAGGUCAUUUGCUUCGAUGAAGAGUCUGAGCCCGGCACACUGGGCAACAUGCGAAAGCUCACUUUUGACAUACCAAAGGAGCGGUCAGACGUGGUGGCGAUCGAAGCUGUACCGACCGCUAGUGGCUAUUAUAGUCAAGAGUUUGUCUUUGAGAUUAUUGUUGUUUACCAAGACGGUAAACUGGAUUGUCUAUCAUCGGAUCUCCAGACAUUGCAAUGGACAUCCGACCUGAGGUCUAUCCUUCCCUCCCAACCUUCUCGAAAUAAUGCCACUAGUAUGAGCGUAGGAUAUGCAUACGUCACCAAUGCCCUCCAGGCGAGCCGCGGUCUCUUCAAGGGACGCGACGAUGUUGUCGCAAUUCUGCAAGGCUCUAGGGAAGCAGACCCUGGAGUGCUUGCGGGCACACCUGUGGUGGUGCUGGCUACCACUUUGGGAGGAUCUGCGCAGCUUGACCUCCAUGCCUUCUCACUGCGACCAGCGCUUCAAUCCGGCUUAACAUCUCGAGACGCUACAGCUAGACAUCUUGUAUCCUGGCGCCUUCCUAAAGCUACAAUGUCGGCGGACUUGGCUGCCUCCAAGAUUAGUGUACAGGCUGAUACAGGAACUGUUACUUAUCUCGCGCCUGAUGGACUGGUCACCUAUAGACUCCACGACGCUAUACCGAAGGAGGUCUCGUAUCUCGGCUGCUCCGAUGGCCAAUUUCGGUCUUUCCUUAGGCUCACUCCAUCACUUGCUCUGGCCGUAUCUGAUUUGUACUGCGGACUCUUCGACCUGACCUAUCAGACACUUCAAGCCACUUUGCGCUUCAGUCAGUCUGAACCACCGAACGGCGUGGACAAGAAGCGAUCCCGCGGUGUAGCUGAGUCUACUAUGAAAGACGUCACGUUCAUUGGCUACUUUGCAGCACUCGACCUAGCUGUUGGCUCUACAGCUACGGAACUGGUUGGGUUUCCGCUCGGUUCGAUUCUUCCACGGAGACAUGGCAAGAAGGAAGCAAGUCUCUUAAUCGACUCCAUUGGAAAAGGCCUUCGAAAUGGCCUGCCAGCACAAGUAAUCACCCAGAAUAGUGCAGGCCCUGUGGAUUUGGCCAAGGAUUUCAAGGAAAAGAUUAAUCUUCUGGAUGAGCAGGACGAUGUUUUUGGAUUCGAACGGGAGUUCGCUGAAGCUGUUGGCAUCGAAAGAGACACUACGGAAUUUGAUACGUGGGCGAAAAGCCACACCAAUGGGACGAAUAAGGCCUUGAAAACCAAUGGAACUACCUCACCACAGCAUGACGGCAUGGAUGUCGAUGCACCCAGUGAUGAGGUGCCGUUACCGUCCUGGAACUUUCCCGCAAGGUUUGAUAUAAAGGACCGCUUCAGGCACGAACCUCUCGCGAUGUACGCUCUAUCGAAACUCUUCUCAUGGGCCCCGGAAACCAAAAAUUCUACACUACCCUUAAAGAUGCCCACAAUCGUGGCUGAUGCUUACAUGCCAAAUAUCUUCCAGUACCUACUUUUGACAGAGUGCUUCAAUAAGAACACCAUACAACGUGCACUGCGCAUCCAUUCAGGCGUUCCGGGAGACAUGCGUAUCGUCAAUGAUGGUGAUGUUGUUACAGCGCUCGUCGACCUCGACCCAAGUUUUGGCAUCCUACGUACCGUGCUGGAGUCCGGGUCAUAUCUAUCGAUUGGCGAGGUCACAUCCUCAAUCAAGCUCAUAGUACAACGACUCGGCGCUCAGGCUGUGUCAGAACUCAAUGCACGUCUCCUACUUCACAGUGACCCGCCGAUCAACGGAGUGGACAAUGAUCAGGAUGUUGAAAAGGCUAUCAGCUCAAUGUCAGAUGUGAUUGACGACACCCACGCAUAUCUUGACAACAUGCCAUCCGCCGAUGUCGAAAACAACUUUAUUCUGUUUUGCUGCUUCCAAGGGGCUUUGAAAGCUCUAUACACGUUCCCAAAGCCAACUAUUGUAGCUGGUCUCCGUACAGCCUUGGACCACGACCAAUUAUUUGUUCUCCUGAACUUACUGCGAAUCCAGUUAAGCGGCGGUGGCUGGGCAUCCCGCUACUUCGACAGCGAAGCCUCCGAACCCCAAGACGACGACUCCUCAUCCGACGACCAGAUCAUCAUAAUCGCAAACCUCCUUUCGACCGUCCUCGAUACAAUCGGCGUAGGUGGCUGGCUCCUCGCCUCGCAACGCUCCCAAGAUCCAACCACAUCCACCACUACGAUCGAGCAAGAAGACAGCCCCGAAACCCUGAUCCACGACCUCCACGAAGUUGUCUCUGCUGUCGCCGAAGGCAUUCACGAAGUCACCUUCAUGAACGGCCUCCUCUCCGACUUUCUCCGCUACGAACACCGCCUCAAGACCUCCUCAUCCAAGACCACCACCACCACCGCAGUUUCGCGCAACAAACAACACAACAAGAAACCGUAUAAGGUUUCGACCGCAAGCGACGCCCUGUAUGGCGCCGACGCCUACGCCGACUCUCGUAUCCUCCCGCUCGGCAUGCUCGUCAAGGAUGCCCCAGCGCUCAUGAAGAACGCGCCCAAUGGCACAGAAGUCAAGAAGAGUAUGCGCCAGAUCGGCUAUGAGCUGAGUAAGAUGGUGCCCAAGUAUAGCGUCGAGCGGAUUGAGAUAUGAUCUGAUAGAGAGUCUUUUGGGUUGUCGGCUUUGGUGUAGGCGACUACCUGGGGUUUUAUACAUAUACAUAUAUGGAUAUACGUGUGUGUAUGUGUGUAUAUAUGAAAUGAAUGAAAUUUGUUGUUCC